Messenger RNA from Topomyia yanbarensis, 2123 nucleotides. RefSeq lists its product as uncharacterized. Bases 603 to 1886 code for a protein of 427 amino acids. The record is from RefSeq and is a predicted model, not a curated record. The transcript has 2 exons. Lineage: Eukaryota; Metazoa; Arthropoda; Insecta; Diptera; Culicidae.
GAUAGGAAUUGCCAAGAUCUUUGCACGGUUUAUUUCCGAGUUUUGCUCGGUUCCUGUCACAAUUUGCCAGAAAACGCGAGCGAAACCGAGUUCGCCCUAGUUCAGCUAACCCGACAGCCCAGUUAAACACAUUCCGGAACCGGUUCGGAUUUCUGAAUGGAGUCAGUAUGGAUUCCAACUUAAAUGCAACAACCGAUUCCGACUCAAUCGGUUUCAGAAUCGGUUGUUGCAUUUGAGUUGGAAUCCAUACUGACUCCAUUUAGGAUUCCGAUCGAAUUCCUAAUGGUUUGACCGGAAAGAUACGCGCAGAAAUAUGACAGGGCGGCUAAUCCAAGACUGACAGCAAUAUGGCAGAACGGUCUCUACCAGAAAAUUUGGUGACAGGACAGUACGUUGUGUCACUGGAAUCGAAAUACAAAUUAAAAACCAGCCAGAAUUCCGGCUGAACUUUACUGGGUGUCCGACCGUUAGGCCUAUUUCAAAUUUUAGGAUCGAAUUUUGUUUUGAACUUUUCGUCGUCCAAUCCAAGUCUGUCAUGAAAUAUCUCGAAAACACCCAAAAUCGUCGUUUGAUUUCAAAAGGCCAAAUUUUAAAUCGAAAUAAUGAACAAAAGUUGGAAAUCGUUCGAUUCGCUCAUCUCAACACCAAGCUAUAGGAAAUCAACGCGCAAAAUUCCACUUCGGGCAACAAGUAGCGCAUCGCGAGCCCUCGCUCAGCGGAAAAGAAUUAUAGAAAACGAUACCUCCAAACUCGACGAGAAUUCUACUUGUAGCAAGAAACUGUUCCGUUCUAUUCAGGGAUCCUUGCUAGAUGAUGAAUCGACGAUCGAAGACGCUUCGGACGAUGAGAAAACGAUUACUCUCACUAACAGAAGCAAAGAAGUGACAUUGGAAUCUUGUGCACCGUCACUGCAAAUAGAAGAAGAAACAUCCUCUAAGCACCUUCUAUCGGACAUCGAAGACGUUUCCGAUGGCGAACCAUCUGGUAUGAAGAGGGAAGAAAUCCUCGAAACUGAAUCCUUCAAUAAAUCGGAUUGCGAAUCCAUCCGCUGUAAACGUACGAAAGUGACAAGGUUGGAUUUCUGCAGUCCUAGAACACACCGUUGCAUUCGAAGGAUAACUGACGAUGUAUUUGUAAUAUCAAAUGCUACUGAACGUGAGCCAACUUCAGAGAAAUCUCACAGGUUAAAAACAUUUGACGAAAACAACUUGGAGAAGAGGUUUCCGAAGACACCAAUUAAUCAGCAGGGAUCCGCUUGGAAAAGAUUGAAUGAAUCAUUCAAAUCACCCAAGAAAACGAUUGCAGCAAACCGGAUUUCGUCAAGCGAAAAAUGGUCAUCUUUAAAUGAAACCUUUAAGUCAAGUCCACCAGUAGAAAUUGAAAAUUCAGGCAAGUCUCCAAAGGAUUAUGAAAUCGAGGACGUCGAUGAUAUUAUAAUUCAGCAAGUUCCAGAAAGUAACCAGCAUUCUUCCGAACUUUAUACUAAUCGCGACUUGGUUUACCCAAAACCACCAACACCCAAAGUGAAGUUUCGUAAGGGUUGUCAAUUGUCUCGGUUGUACAUGAUUUUAAACGAAAAAAUUUCCAGACAAACUCUCUGGCUUCAUGAACGUCAGCUGGGCUUAGUUGGCAGAAAGACUCCUGUAAAAAUCGAUUCUGUAGUUAAAAUUUUCGGCCGAAUCGCUAUUAGCUACUGGGAGCCGGACAAAAAUGAUCCAUCAAUUCGGUUAGAGCACAUUUUAUAUUUAGAUCCAGCCGAGAAACAAAUCAAAUAUAUUACCAAAGGGACUUUGGUAGAAGUCGAAUACGAUUUUGAACCGCAUACAUUGGACCGGCGGAAAGUGGUACAUUUAGGAGUGUGUAAAAUAAAAGUUUUUGAACGAUAAAAAUACAAAUUAUAUUCCACUGAUAUUAUAUAUCAGUUUAUUUUAUAUUUCACUGAUACCCGUAUCUACAAAUUCGCGUUUUUUGAUCAUGAUUACAAUGAUCGAAUGUCGAUACAAGUGAAGGGUAGGAAAAUAUAAAAGGUAUAAAAACAAACCUUUAUUGUAACAAAAUAAUUAAAUUACAAUACAAAGUGCCAUACUUAAUAUUGACAAUAAAUCCUGUGUAAAUUUUUCAAA